Molecule: messenger RNA, 1047 nt
Organism: Ostreococcus tauri
Lineage: Eukaryota; Viridiplantae; Chlorophyta; Mamiellophyceae; Mamiellales; Bathycoccaceae
Product: SPla/RYanodine receptor SPRY
Exons: 2
Coding region: 1-1047 (348 amino acids)
Cellular component (GO): Set1C/COMPASS complex
Molecular function (GO): transcription cis-regulatory region binding; protein binding
Source: RefSeq, a predicted model, not a curated record
AUGGCGCCGUACGUGCCCACGGGACGGAAGCGCGGGCGACCGAGGGAUCCGAAUAAGCGGCGGCCGGCGCGACCGGGACCGCCGCCCGAGGCGCUCAGAGCUGGGAGGAAUCCCGCGUUCGAUGCGAUGCGACUUCGCAUGGACGCGGUCGUGGACGCGGUGCGAGGGACGGCGCGCGGGCGGGACGACGCGGGCGGGACGAAGCGGGCGAAGGAAACGCUCGCGGAUCGCGUGGAGAAGGCGGUGGCGAUAUCGAUGACGGAGGAAGAGCGGGCGGCGGUGGAGAAGGAGCGGCGGGAGGCGGCGAUGUAUUGGCCGGUGUGCUUGAAUCCGAAGACGAAGCCGAAGGGGGCGGAGGUGAGCGACGAUAGGAUGUCGUUUACGAGCUCGAAGGGGUAUCGCACGUGUGCGGCGUCGCACGGGGUGAAGAGCGGGGCGUUUUACUUUGAGGUGACGAUCGCGCGAUUGGGGGAGAGCGGACACGCGCGCGUGGGGUGGAAAUCGAAGAAGGGCGAGAAGAACGCGCCGGUGGGAUUCGACAAGUACGGCUACGGGUAUAAAGAUAUUCGGGGAGAGAAGACGCACGAGGCCGUCACCGCGCCCUACGGCGAACCGUUUUUCGAAGGAGACGUGAUCGGGUGUUACGUAUACGUCGACAAAGUGACGAAGCGCGAUGACGUCAAGGAUGAGAAGGACGUCGACGGGCCGACGAAUUCGAGCUUUGUCGCCUUCGCGCGAAACGGUGUGUUCCAGGGCAAGGCGUACGAGGGAUUGAACGAUGACGACGGAGCGUAUUUUCCGUGCGGGUCGCUCUUUACCGAUCCCGGGGUCGAGCCCGCGCGGCUGGUGUUCAACUUUGGGCCGAACUUCGCGCACCCGCCGAACGCCGAGACGUGGGGCGUUCCCGAACCGAGGCCGAUGAGCGACCUGGAUCCGCCUCGCCCACCGCCUGAGAUAAAGCCCGAACCUCCGCGGGCAGAAGAAGUUGCGGUGAAGACGGAAGAGGCCCCCGUCUUCGAGCUUCCGGGCGUUCCGACGUCGCUGUAG